GCGCGGCAGCCAAUGGGCGGCGCAGACCGCGAACGCCGGGGUGGGGGUGUGGGGUGAGCCGGAGGCCCGAGGCCCGGGCUGCACCUCUUUGCCGCCGCCACCUCUGUCGCCAUCCGAGCCGCCAGCGCCGGGAAUACAAGAUCAUUCUUUUUAUAUUGCUAUUUAGGACUCUCCAGUGGCAGAAUCCCAGCCUUAACUGGCAUAUACCCAAGAAAAGAACCAACUAUUUCUCAUCACGUAUGUCAUCAGGUAUUUGGACACCAUGCCACAAGAGUGAUCUCUUGACCUGUCUUUACAAUGGAGGACUCUGCAAAAACUUUCAGCUCUGAAGAGGAAGAAGCGAACUAUUGGAAAGAUUUGGCUAUGACCUACAAGCAGAGGGCAGAGAAUACGCAGGAGGAACUCCGGGAAUUCCAGGAGGGAAGCCGAGAAUAUGAAGCUGAACUGGAGACACAGUUGCAACAAAUUGAAACCAGGAACAGGGAUCUCCUGUCAGAAAACAACCGCCUUCGCAUGGAACUCGAAAGUAUCAAGGAGAAGUUUGAAACACAGCAUUCAGAGGGGUACCGACAGAUUUCAGCCUUAGAGGAUGACCUUGCCCAGACAAAAGCCAUAAAAGAUCAACUGCAGAAAUACAUCCGGGAGCUGGAGCAAGCCAAUGAUGAUUUGGAGAGAGCAAAACGGGCCACAAUCAUGUCUUUAGAAGACUUCGAGCAACGUUUGAAUCAAGCCAUUGAAAGAAAUGCAUUUCUGGAGAGUGAACUGGAUGAGAAGGAGAACCUCCUGGAAUCUGUUCAGCGACUAAAGGAUGAGGCCAGAGACUUGCGACAGGAAUUGGCUGUGCAGCAAAAGCAGGAGAAGCCCAGGACCCCCAUACCCAGCACGGGGGAGGCUGAAAGGACAGACACUGCUGUUCAGGCCACUAGCUCCAUGCCAUCCACACCCAUAGCUCACCGAGGACCCGGCUCAAGUUUAAACACGCCAGGGACAUUCAGGCGUGGUGCGGAGGACAGCACGAGUGGGACUCCACUCACACCUGCGGCUCGGAUCUCAGCCCUGAACAUCGUGGGAGACCUGCUGCGCAAAGUAGGGGCAUUGGAGUCCAAGCUUGCAUCCUGCCGGAACUUCGUGUAUGAUCAGUCUCCAAACCGAACCAGUGGCCCAGCUUCCGGGCGAGGGAGCAAGAACAGAGAUGGUAGUGACAGGCGGUCCAACAGCACCAAUGUGACUCUGGGUGACAAAGGGUUGGGAAAACGCCUGGAAUUUGGAAAAACGCCUUCAAAUGUUUCCUCACCUUCACUGCCACCAGCCCAGGGUGUAGUCAAGAUGUUGCUUUAGGAAAUCCUCGGAAGCCGAAGCCUCCACUUGUCUGUUCAGGAGAUGCUACUUUCUUCCCCUCCUUGAGCUAGGUCUUUGUUCUUUGAAAAUAGUUGGAUAAAUCUGAGCAUUUCAGUCACAUGAGCCAGUGGCUGAGGACACCACUGCCUGUGGUGUCCUCAUGACUGUUCCUGAAAUCUCUUCCAAUCCCUAACUUCCUUGUCAGUGUGUUGCAAGUGGAUGGGGACAAACUGACCUUCUGGAAAGGGCUGUAAGGUGGUUGCCAGAGCCGCUCCAUCUCUUUGACUUGAACCAAGUCUGCAUUGGUCUUGAGAGGUGUUUUUAAUGCCCAGAGAAGCCAUCACAGUGGGAUCUGAACUCAACCCUCCUCAGCUGGAGCUUCCUUCCAGAGCAAACUACCCCAUGCACUGUGACAUAGAAAGUCAUGUCUAGGAGCGGCGAACGUUACAGACUUGUGCCUUUUCUUAAACUGUGGUGUAGUGUACCUUUUUUUUUUAAAUUCCUCCUACAUGCCAGGGAAUCAGCCCAGGGUCUCACAUAUGCCACUGAGCUAAUUUUUACACAAGAGAAGAGAGACACCGAAGCACUGCUCCACUAUCUGUGGAACUCUUCCCUCUCCCAUUCACCCUACCCCUCAGCUGUCCAUGGUGUUCCUAUGUGGUGUCUGGAUUGAAUCCAGGGUCUCAUGCAUAGUAAGGUAUAUGUUUUACUUGCUAAGUUCUCUCUCAGGGCCCCUCUGAGCCUUUUUUGUCUGUCUUUCAUUGAGACAUUUUAGAGAAGUGCUUGAAUUUGAGCCCAUUUUACAUUGAAAGAGUCAGAGAACGACUAGUGUCUUCUUUAGAUUGAUCUGACUGUUGUCCUAAAAGCCCCUUGCCCUGGGAUUAUGGGUGGUCUCCACUUCAGGACUCUUAGAAACACUGAGGUGCAGUAGCUUUGGAAUGCCACCCCCAAGAAUAGGCCUGUGUACAAAGCCAUAAUGGUGUCAUCUGGGUGCCCUUCAAAUAAUAUUAAGCCCCCAGUGUGUUGUUGGGAGCCUCCCUCCUUUGGAGAAAGGCACACAGGAUCCCUAGCACUGAUGGUGCCUGUGCUCAGCCCUACAGUGAACCUGUUGUCUGAUACUCCCAGACACAUGAAAUGAACACUAAUUCAGGAGCACAUGUUCAGCCUCUUAGCCUCCCCUGUGCCACUAAGUUAUUUUUCUGAAAAAAAAAAAAAAAAAAAAAAAAGCAGACAUAUAUCCUCAAGUUAAAUACAACUUUCCAAGAACUACCAGCAUUCAGCAGAAAAUUAAACUUCAGCUCCCAGGUUCAUGACCAUGGAACAUCCUAACCCAUUAUCAGUGAAAAAUGUGGUUUUUUUUAUUUUAAGAACAAUAAAAUCAAGAGAUAUCAACAUUCA
Molecule: messenger RNA, 2736 nt
Organism: Erinaceus europaeus (western European hedgehog)
Lineage: Eukaryota; Metazoa; Chordata; Mammalia; Eulipotyphla; Erinaceidae
Gene: NDE1
Product: nudE neurodevelopment protein 1
Exons: 10
Coding region: 298-1338 (346 amino acids)
Biological process (GO): centrosome localization; establishment of mitotic spindle orientation; mitotic centrosome separation
Cellular component (GO): centrosome; kinesin complex; kinetochore
Molecular function (GO): microtubule binding
Source: RefSeq, a predicted model, not a curated record